Molecule: messenger RNA, 1996 nt
Organism: Zingiber officinale
Lineage: Eukaryota; Viridiplantae; Streptophyta; Magnoliopsida; Zingiberales; Zingiberaceae
Product: probable trehalose-phosphate phosphatase F
Exons: 13
Coding region: 578-1690 (370 amino acids)
Biological process (GO): trehalose biosynthetic process
Molecular function (GO): trehalose-phosphatase activity
Source: RefSeq, a predicted model, not a curated record
ACUGUCGUUGAAGCUCUCUCUGUUUUUCUUUCGGUUCGAAUUGUAUUGGUUAGGGUAGACGUAGAAUUAAAGCGAGGGACUAUUGAUUAAUUUAAUUCGUCGCAAUCGCCGUCAAUUCUGUCGGUUAUUUGCGAUCGAUCGAUCCCCUUCGGGUGGCUAUUAGGGUUGCAGUUGCGUUUUUGCCGGUGAGAUCUCCUCUGCCCGGGGCCCCGGUGGUCUUUGCUAGCACGUUAGAGGUAAGUUCAACGAUCUUCGCUUUUCCCGCUUGUGCCUCAAUUGGAUCUUCUCUUCCUUCAAUCCAGUUCACGUUCAGCUCAUUGAAGUGAUAAAGACUUGAUUCUUCUAAGUUACGGACACGCUCAAAUGAUUGACUACCCAGUAGCUUAUUAUCUAAUGAGAAGGUGACUUCUGCUUGAUGGACUGCAUGCACACUUCAACUGACAAAAAAACACUGAAGAAGUGGUUCUUCAUUGAUAAAAUGGUUGGAUAAUAUUCAAGGGAAAAAGAAGAUUUGAGUCAAAUUAAACUUUUUGAUUCUGCACCUUUGAGCAAGUUGAGAUUGGGGUUGCCCUCUAACAUGUCACCAUAUUCUCCGGCAGCAUCACCAUACUCAUCUUCUGGUCUGUAUCUAACAAUUCCCAGAAUAAUAAAUGGUAAACUUGAAGAUGUCAGAGUUAACGGUUGGCUAGAUGCCAUGAUAGCAUCGUCACCUCCUCGAAAAAAGUUAAGCAAGGAUAUAAUCUAUGAGUCUCAAACAGAUGACCAUGAUGCUGCUUAUCAAACCUGGAUGAUAAGUUAUCCAUCUGCUUUAAAUUCCUUUCACCUAAUCACAAGUUAUGCUAAAUGCAAGACAGUAGCUUUGUUUUUGGACUAUGAUGGAACUCUUUCACCAAUUGUGGAAAAUCCGGAUCAUGCAUUUAUGUCAAGUGCUAUGCGUGCUGUUGUAAAAGAAGCUGCCAUUUAUUUCCCAACUGCAAUUAUUAGUGGAAGGUCUCGUGAUAAGGUGCACGAAUUUGUCAGGAUAUCUGAGUUGUAUUAUGCUGGUAGUCAUGGUAUGGACAUAAUGGGCCCGGUCAGAGUAUCCAACUCCAUUGAUGUUCAUCCAGACUGCAUCAAGACAAUUGAUAGUCAGGGUAAAGAAGUACAUCUUUUCCAACCUGCCAAUGAGUUUCUACCAAUGAUCAAUGAGGUUUAUAAAUCCCUCAUUGAGGUCACUAGCGACAUUAUCGGUAUCAAAGUUGAGAAUAACAAGUUUUGUGUCUCUGUACAUUACCGCAAUGUUGAUAAUAAGAUGUGGGAUGAAGUUGGAGUUCGUGUAUUUGGCCUGAUAAAUGGUUAUUCACGUUUGCACGUCACUUACGGGCGGAAGGUUUUAGAGGUCCGUCCUGUGAUUGACUGGAACAAAGGUAAAGCUGUUGAAUUUCUGCUUGAAUCACUAGGGCUUAGCCAACGCGAUGAUGUACUCCCCAUAUAUGUUGGUGAUGAUCGGACUGAUGAAGAUGCAUUCAAGAUCUUGAGAGAGAGUAAGUGUGGAUUUGGCAUCUUAGUAUCGAAUGCUCCAAAAGAAACUACUAGUGCCUUUUACUCUCUGAGAGACCCAUCCGAAGUACAAGAAUUUCUCAAAUCCCUUGUGAGAUGGAGGAAGUCAACAGCAUUACAAACUGAAAAUAUUGCCUCUGAAUAUAUUUGAGGGGCAUAUGUCAAGUCAUAGAUAAGUACCUGAUAAUAGUUUGCCCUAUAAACUAGAAACAGGCCAUAUCCUUCGUUCUUGCAUUUGUUAAUUAUUUUUAAAUUCAAGAGCAUGUUCCUUCAUUUGUACUUUCUUUGUUACUCCAUCUCCAGAUGUUCUAGUUGUUCUAGUCAUGCAUUCUUCUCUAUUACAAAUCUCUAAUUGCCCCUUGCAUCAUGCGAUGAGUAAGACAUUUGCUUAAACUGGACAGAAGAAUCUGAUGUGAUGAUCUUAAUGUUUUAUUUUACUAUCAUGAAGAUGUUUGCU